Molecule: messenger RNA, 2046 nt
Organism: Alternaria atra
Lineage: Eukaryota; Fungi; Ascomycota; Dothideomycetes; Pleosporales; Pleosporaceae
Exons: 5
Coding region: 1-2046 (681 amino acids)
Biological process (GO): transmembrane transport
Cellular component (GO): fungal-type vacuole; plasma membrane
Molecular function (GO): dipeptide transmembrane transporter activity; tripeptide transmembrane transporter activity
Source: RefSeq, a predicted model, not a curated record
AUGACACGGUCGCUGACGACAGAAGGCAGCAAGUAUGGUUUCUACUCGCCUGCCAUGAGAUCAACGUUGUCUAACCAAGGGGACAGCGAGUCUUUGAACAAGUACGGCGGACUGCGGCGUGUACGAGAGGAUGUGCCUUGGCGGCUGUGGAUCGUGGCAGGUAUAGGAUUCUGGGAAAGAGCUGCGUUCUGGGGUCUAACUGCACCAUGGCAGAACUACAUGGAACAUCCGCUGCACCGUGAUGCAGGACAGCCAGCCGGGGCUCUGGGCCUCGGUCAGGCAAUGGCAACGCGGGUCUACUGCGCCUUUUACAUAUUCUAUUAUGCUGCGCCGAUCCUCGUCGCCAUUGUCGCGGAUAGCUACCUGGGGCGCUACGUCACGCUAGUUGCCAGCGUGGUGCUGUACUGCCUCGGAUGCGCCAUCUUGACCGUGAGCUCCGUGACUAGCGUCAUCGAGAGGGGGUGGGGUGUUCCGGGCCUUGCAAUCGCCAUGUUUCUCAUCGGUCUCGGAGGGGGAGGUUUCCGAGCGAUUGCGGUCCCGUUCAUUGCCGACCAGCAAACUGAGACAGAGCCCAGGGUCAUGACGCUCAAGACGGGAGAAGUAGUCGUCACAGACUACCAGAUCACUCUGCAAUACAUCUACAAUCUGUACUACUGGGUUGGCAACGUCGGCUCGCUGUCAUGGUUCGCGACCGUCUACAUAGAGACGCACGUCAAUUUCACGGCUGCCUACGGGCUGACGCUGGGGUUCAUGGUGAUCGCGCUCGUCAUGCUCGUUGGCGGCAGGCAAUACUACACCAGGGUUCCUCGCGAGCAGAAUGCUCUUCCCGAAGCGUUCAAGAUCGUCGUCUGCGCCUGUCGAAGUGGCUUCAAGAUGGGACGCGCAGAUCCCUCCUACCAACUCGAACACCGUCACAGGACGGUACCUUGGAGUACGCAGCUUGUCGACGAGCUUACCCGGGGUCUUCAGGCUUGCCGGAUUCUUCUCGCAUUCAUCAUGUUCUACAUAUGCUUCGACCAGAUGCAGAACAACUUGAUCUCCCAAGCCGGCCAGAUGCAGACCAACGGCACGCCGAACGACCUCCUGCCUGCGAUGAACCAGGUUGGCUGCAUAGUGCUUGGGCCUCUCAUCCAAGAAGUCCUAUAUCCAUUUCUCCAUCGCCGUCGCAUCUAUCCAACAGCGGUGAGCCGCAUCGCCAUCGGGUUCGCCUUCGUCACGUUGUCGAUGCUGUACGCCACUUUGGUACAGCUAUUCAUCUACCGGUCUCCGCCUUGCUACGAUCAGCCGGGAAGCUGCGGCCGCAACGAGAUCAACGUCUGGAUCCAGGCGCCUCUAUACUUGCUGAUCUCUGCUGGUGAGAUCUUUGCCUACGUGACCGCGCUGGAGUAUGCCUAUGACCACUCGCCCAAGGCCAUGAAGGUUGUUGUGCAAGCAAUCGGCCUGCUCGUUGGUAGCGUGGGAUCUGCGUGUGCGAUGGCGUUAACGCCGGUUGCACGAAACCCGUACCUCGUGACAUUCUACGCCUCGCUCACGGGGAGCAUGGCUGUUACAACCGUCAUUUUCUGGGCUCUGUUCCGCAGGCACGACAGCUCGCCAGUGUGUGUCGAGGGUACGGCAGGUCCGCCCGCUGCCGUAUUGGGCGUAACACAGCCGAGCAAUACUCGUCCGGCUGCCAACCAAGUGUCGGAUGAGGCGCCUUCGCUAAGUCCCAUUGAUGCUGGCGGUCCUAUCGAACUCCACAGCGGAAGUGACUGUUCGUCUCAGACCAUCCGGCGGCAGAGCCAAACUCCAAGCUGGAGACCUGCGAUUCCGCGCAAGAGCUCAAAGCGGCAGGGAAGGGAGGCAGAUGACCAGAUUAACUUUGUGAGCCGUGCUGCCCCUUCGACAUCGAUCCUAGGUCUGCAUGGUCAAUGCACGCCUGUGCCAAGUUAUCACUUUUCGCUACCACCUGCGGGCGGACGGGCGGCAUCAAGAGGCGGAGAGCGUCGUCCUUCGCCGUCGUGUUUGCAUCGGUACUACGCUUCAACGAUACAGCCAAGCGUUUAG